CUGAAGCCUCAAGAGUCAAGUACAAAAAUUCUGGUUGUUUUAGUUUGAUGUGUUACCCUGUAGCAGGAAACUUAGUGUUUCGUCACAGGAUUGGGACAAGGAUGAAGGAGAUCCUUGAAAAAUUUAAUGCAAUAGCUGAUGAGCGGAUAAAGCUUGGUUUGAUUGAUCAGAAGCUUGGGAGCAACCACUUUCAGGUUGAUUCUACUGGAACACGUGAGACUGGUUCCUUGCUAAAGGAACCUGAUCUAGUCCUUGGAAGGGACGAGGCGAAAGACGAGAUUGUGAAAAUAUUGGUGAAUCAAGUCAGAGAUAAUCAAAAUGUAUCAGUGCUCCCUAUAGUGGGUGUUGGAGGCCUUGGAAAGACAACACUUGCCCAAUUGGUGUUUAAUGAUGAGCGCAUAGCCAAGCAUUUUGAGCCAAAACUCUGGGUUUGGGUCUCAGAGGAUUUUAAUGUGAAGAGGAUUAUAAAAGCCUUAAUUAAUUCAAUACGAGGGACUCCUGUUGAAGAAUUAGAAUUGGAUCCUCUGCAAAGAAAACUUCAAGAGUUGUUGAGAGGGAAAAGAUACUUGGUUGUACUGGAUGAUGUCUGGAAUGAGAAUCUAGAGGAAUGGGAGAAACUGAAAUCUGUUCUGGAAUGCGGAUCAAGAGGUAGUUCAAUCAUCAUGACAACUCGCAUGGAGAAGGUUGCCACAAUAAUGGGCACAUUACAAACAUAUUAUCUGUCGAGUUUGUCAGAGAAUCAGAGUUGGUCACUAUUUAGGCAACGGGCAUUUGGCCGUCAAGAGGCUGAAGAAUAUCCUAACCUUGUAGUUAUCGGAAAAGAGAUAGUGAAAAAAUGUGGUGGUGUUCCUCUGGCUGCAAAGGCUCUUGGAGGCUUUCUACGAUUUAAAAGGCAAGAAAAUGAAUGGAACUCCGUGAAAUGCAGUGAAAUUUGGAACUUACCUCAAGAUACAACACAUAUCUUGCCCGCGUUGAGAUUGAGCUACCUUAAUCUUCCGGUAGAGUUGAGAGGUUGCUUUGCAUAUUGUGCAGCAUUUCCCAAGGGCUAUGAAUUUGAAAUAGAAGAGGUAAUACAUUUGUGGAUGGCAAAUGGAUUGCUUUCAUCUAAUGAAACAAUGGAAGUGGAAGAUGUUGGUGUUGCCGUGCUGACUGAACUAUAUUAUAGAUCACUAUUCCAAGCAGUAAAGGAAGAUGAAUUUGGCAAUGCCCUCACUUUUAAGAUGCAUGACCUUGUCCAUGAUUUGGCUCGAUCAGUAAUGAAGGCUAAACACGGUGGAACAGAGUCAAAUAGAACGAUGAUAUUAGGUAUGCCAGAUGAUCAGCUAACAGUGGCUUUUCCUAUUACAAUCACAGGCAUUGACCAGUGCUUUUCUUUCUUGUCAAAAUGUGGUUCCCUGAGGGCUCUCAUGGUAAAGUCAAUGGAGUCUACCCAAGAAGAGUUUACGAAGUUGUCACAUGCAAUAAGCAAACUGAAACAUUUAAGGCAUCUAGAUCUUUCAAGAUCUUUAAUUAUUGAAUUACCCAAUUCAAUUUGUGACUUGUGGAAUUUGCAAAUUUUAAACCUAAAUGAUUCUCUCAUUCUUCUGAGUCUACCCAAGGGCAUGAGAUUCCUCAGAAAUCUUCGACAUCUUUGUCUACAUGGAUGUUGGAGUUUGACUCACAUGCCAAGUGGAAUUGGGAAGUUGACUUGCUUGCGGACGUUGGGUAUGGUCGUCUUGAGUGGCAAGAAAGGCUUCCGACUAAGUGAGUUGCGAGACUUAAAUAUGCUUAGAGGAGGGCUAACAAUUAUGCACCUUGAGAGGAUUGAAGACAAAAAGGAUUCAGAAGAAGCUUGCUUAAUUAAGAAACAGAGUCUCCACGGGUUGAAUUUGUAUUGGGAUUCCGAAAGAACGAUUCAACGGUACAAUGAUAAGGAAGUGCUCGAAGCCCUCAAACCCCGGCCCAACCUUCAACUGCUACGUGUCCUAGGCUUCAACGGUUCAUCAUUUCCAUCUUGGAUUUCAACUGUAACAGAAGUUGUUGUGCACGAGAGUGCAGCGGAGUACAUAGUUGGGGUCUAA
This is a messenger RNA of Coffea eugenioides, 2060 nucleotides long. Its product is annotated as putative disease resistance protein RGA4. Gene Ontology annotation, molecular function: ADP binding. The record is from RefSeq and is a predicted model, not a curated record. Lineage: Eukaryota; Viridiplantae; Streptophyta; Magnoliopsida; Gentianales; Rubiaceae. The transcript has a single exon. Gene Ontology annotation, biological process: defense response to other organism. The coding region runs from base 48 to 2060 and encodes 670 amino acids.